AGACACCCCGUGACAGUCAACCGCGGGAGAUUUAGUCCUCCUGUGUUAUUGUUGGACUACAGUAACCGCUUUAAUAACAGUUUAUUACGAGGAAAACAUCCAAUUAUCUUACUGUACGUUUAUUUCGCUGGUUCAGACAUCGUUGUAAAAUGGUAAGUAAAAAUCUACAUUUAGUUGCAGUCGAUUCGUUUCAAACGCUUUUACAUGUUAGCAGAAACAGAGUCGCUCGACACAAACGUGAUUUUUUUUUUCUCGCUACCAUUUUGUAGCAACAUCUAGAAACUAAACAGAGAGUUUCUUCAAGUUGUUUGCAUUAUUAACAGCUUUUCAUCGGACUGUUGUUUUACCUUUUGCCCCCGUAGUGCUGCUUCAACGUUUGCUAUGUAGAAAUAGUGAUAAGGAGUCGUUCACUAAUAAAGCACAGACAGAUGGUGCAACCCACCGAAAGAGAUAUAGACUCUUGUUUUAGUUUAAGGAGAGACACAGACCUUCAGGCGUGUUGAGACAGACAAAAUCUCGACAUAGUUGUUUAGUUGUGGUUAGUUAUUAUUAGCCUUUGGAAAACCAUUGAGCUCCCAGCUAAAUGUCUGUCAUGCUGAGGCGAGUGUUGGCCAGUGCUGCCUCUAGUGGCCGGAAGCUGCAUUACAACAACUGAGUAUGAGAAGAGAGUGAUGAUGAGUUUAUCUUCCACAGACAGCAGUGAAAGCCGUCAGUUUACGUUCACAUUCAAAGAUACUGCAGAUGGUUGAAAUGUACUGUUUAGUGUCACUUAUCUCAUAUGAGUUUUUGUACUUUGUUACUCUGAAUACUGUUUUAUUGUCAGCAACACUAAGCACUAUUUUUCUUCUAUGACUGAAUUAACCAUGCCAUCUUUAAUACUGAACCAUCUGUUACAGUCAAAGAAGAAAGGACUGAGUUUUGAGGAAAAGAGGACUCGCAUGAUGGAGAUUUUCUUUGACUCUGUGAGUUUUUCGACUAAAUGGUUUUCAUUACCAUGGGGUGGUAAAGAGGGGUGGGAGAAAAGUAUAUGAUACAGCACAGUAUCGCAAUAUUUUGUCUGGUGGUUUAUCAUAUCGUCUCAUUUACCAUGUAUUGAUUUUUCAAAUUAAUUGCUAAUAUGAAGUCAAAUCUAUGAUAAUGGAAAAAAUAAAAUCUACGGUUUGUCCUGUGAGGUUGGCAGAGGUGACAUCAUAGAGAAAGGAGAAAGUUAGUACAACAAAUAUAUAUAUAUAUAUAAGGUUUGCAAGAAGUGCUACAUGAAAAUAAAUUACAGCUUAAAUAAGACACACAUUGGAAAGACAAAUGCUAAAUUCGCGAAACUUUUUUUUUUUUAAAUUAUAUAAAUCGCAAUAUAUUGUAUCGCAAUACUCACUGUAUUACUAAAUGUUUUUAAAAAGCAAUAAUAUUGUAUCGUGUUCCAAGUAUCGUGAUAACAUCGUAUCAUGGGGCAACUGGUGAUUCCCACCCCUAGUAGUAAACAUACCUUUAGAAGGUUUAGCGGCAAGCUUUUACAUGUUUUAUUGUCUUUUACACAGCCUCAAAUCCUUUGUUGCCUACAGUGAUUAAAAUUGCAGUCUUUUUGUAGAUGUACACAGGAAUAAACUAGUAAGCUAUAACUUAUAUAUACAUUUAAAGACGACACUUGUGUUCUCCUUCUGAGAAGUUUUCUUUUCUAAUUUUGAACACUCGCGGUUAAGACGUAACAUCGCAGAAGUGAUGCAUCAUUUUGUGGUUUUCUCUGUCUUUGAUACAAAUACACAUCUGCACAGGAAAACACAUGAAUGCUUUUAAUAGCUGGUCUGGCCCCUGCACAAUUAGUUUAGACAGUGUUCAAAGUGAGAAUUUAAGAACUGUUCUGGGCCUUUUUGAAGAGUUUAUUACAAUCAAUCAGAACUUUUAAGGUGAUUUAGGAAGGAAGUUACACAUAUUUCUACAACCAAAUCAGAACGCAUGCAACCAAAAUCUUUGGAGCCUCGGUGUUUGAUAAAUACAUAUCUUGAAAAAAACACGGACUUGAUUCAUAAAAAAAGGUUCUCUUAAUUUCUUUGUAGAAAGACGUGUUUCAGCUGAAAGACAUUGAGAAGAUUGCACCUAAGACAAAAGGCAUUGGUGAGUAAUGAUCCCAAGUUUUUGUAGGUAAAUAUCUUUAACACUAAAAGAGCUAAAUAGUCUAUUCACCCAUGGGCACAGGAGCUGAUCAGGUUUGCAUCCUGCUCAAAAAAACACCCUAACUUGAUUCUAGGUCUUGGGAAGAACAUUCACAAUUUGACUUGAAGACAUUUUACGUUUGAUUAUUUUAAUAGACCAUAUUAUUUCAGUUUUCAUGUUUUGAUGCAUCACAUGAAACACAAGUUGGAUAGUCAAUGAAAAUGAAAAAAAGAUUGCAUUGCAUCAGAUUGACCCGCUCUAAGAAAAUAAAACCAUAUGUGUUGAUUCAGCAUCCAGCAGUGUUACAACUGCAGCUGUUCUUUUGCUCUGUGCUCCUCCCCCAUCCCCAGAUAUUUUACUGAUGCAGCAGGGAUGGAGUAACAGACUUACUCAAAGAGCCAUUAGCGUUGGAUAAUAUGGAGCUUUGCAUUAGACCAUCCUCACUUUGCAUAACACUCCUGAAUUUUUUACACAAUUUUUAAGCCAUGAUCCCUUCCAGGGAAUCUGGUGUCAAACUAGUAAAGAACUCCCCUGUUCUCGUCAUUUUGUGAUGUUUUACUCUGAUUUACACUCUUGAAACCUUCUUCUUUUUUCAUAUGAGACCAAAUGAGUACUUUUGCCUAUAAGUGUAAUCAGUUAGACAAAGAUAUAUAGAUAAUUAAAAGACACACAAGCACAGUGCUUAAUGUAUAUGAAGGAACUUUGAUACAGAAAUAGUUAGUAAAGAGUUUUUGUAGUGACCCUGUUUUUCCUAGUUGACAUCUCUCUUCCCUGAAACGUACUUUCUCCAAACUGGGAGUAGAGUUUAUGAUGUACAUCAGGAGACUUUGCUUUUGUCAAGUUUUUUGACACUAUGUAAUAUAUUCAAAUAGAUAUGCAUAUAUAUUCACAUUGAGUGGUAACAUUAAUUAACACGCUUAACUGUCAAGUCAGCAGGAUGACAUGUUUUGACGGAUGGAACUACUAAAGCAGUGGUUCUCAAGUCCAGUCCUCUAACACCCACUGUCUUGCAGGUUCUGGAUGUUUCCCUGCUCCAACACACCUGAUUCAAAUGAUCAGCUCGUUAUUAAGCCAUUACAGAGCUCUAUAACGAGCUGAUCAUUUGAAUCAGGUGUGUUGGAGCAGGGAAACAUCCAAAACAUGCAGGACAGUGGGCCCCGAGGACUGGACUUGAGAACCACUGUACUAAAGCAUGAGGAGAACAAGAUAAGCAAAGACCGAUUUGUCCACAGGGGGCGCCAGAUUUGACACAAACUGAUAGUGCCUCCUGGGAGCGUUAAAUCUACAUCCCAAGCAAACAAUAACGUUAAAUAAGAAAGUAUCUGCAGGUGUAUUUUUGGCAAAAUGAAUGUAAGACUCCUGUCCUAAUUAAAUAAAUUUGUUAAAACAUAAAGUCAUCAUCAGUAUACAUUGCUCACUCAUGCAUUCUUUAAAACAUUGUACUGACAUGGUUGCAAAAUUACCAUGGCAACUAGGACUAGCUAAGCUGCAGCAGCCAUCUCAACAGUAUUUAGUCUGCAUAAGCAAAACCAGACCUAUCUAUGGCAGCAAUCUCACAGCCAAGAAAGCUGCUGAAAGCUUUUGGUUUUCAAAUAAAACACAUUAUCUUAAUGCAAACACAGAGACUGAUGACACAAGUAUGGAGGGGGGGGUUUAUACAAACAUAAACUUUGAUUCUAGGUGCCAGGCCCUGCAGAGGAACAAAACUGUUGUGUGAACUAAGGAGGGAUUUCUCGGUUUUAAAGUUGACAUAACAUUAAUCUGGAGGAACUGGAUCGUGUUUCUCUGAUUAAAAGCACAUGUUUUAGACCCUCUUACCAGGCACUAUGUAGUUAUUGAGCGAUGGGGGAGGGGGUAACAAGAGUUCUGUGUUAUGGGCAAAUGUUUCUGUAAAGGGGCCAAGGGAGUGAUCUAAGUUGAACUGAAAAAAAAAGCAGAAGACGCAAUAACAUACUGGUGACUGUUAUAAGACAGAAUAGUUUGAAGCCAGAAAGCUUUUUUUAAGCGAUGUAGAGCUCAAAGAGACAGUUCAGAAGUGACACACUGGCAGAGUUUUAGCUCACCCAUCCAAAUUUUAUCAUUCACCAUCCUCGUUUUUAUUUCUGCUGCUGUUUAACAUCCUCUCAGGGCUCAGCACAGCUCAACAGAUGAGCAGGCUGAGCUAACGUGUGGGAGUAGUAUCGCGUUUCACCGCUGACACUGUUCAAAAUGGAGUUCCUGCUUUAUUACAUCCUCUCAUGCAACGCUCUCAAUGCUCCUUUAGAUAAGAAUACAACCGGGCAGAUAGGCUGCAGAUGUGUGGGUUUACUUUUGUGAACAUUUGAGCGGUAAGCCUUGCCAGCAGUAAAAAUGAGAGCCAAUGCUGACUUGUGGAUUCUAAAUUACUAUACCAGCUACCUAUCUAUCCCCAAUACAGCCAGAUACUUCUUAUAGUGUUGAAAGUGUUUUGACUGUGGAACAGUGAUACCUCCACUAUGAACCAGUCCUCUUCAAAUCAAAUCAAUGAUCCACAAAUAGCACCAUCUCUGCUGGGAAGGUCCUGUAAUGAUAGAAAGUGGAGGAUUGUGCACCUUCUUAUGAGGAAGGUGUGUGAGUGUGUGUUUUUCUCUUCUCUGUGCUGCUCGCAGCUCCCAUGACUGUGAAGGAAGUGCUGCAGAGCCUGGUGGAUGACAACAUGGUAGACUGUGAGAGAGUGGGGACGUCUAACUACUACUGGGCUUUUCCCAGCAAGGCCCUGAAUGCUCGCAAUAACAAACUGGAGGAGCUGCAAAAACAGGUAAACUUGAUCAGAUCUAGUCAGCAAAGUAACAUAAAUAGUUUUCAUCAUUUCUUCACUACAAAAAUUCAAAACAGUUGCUACAAAAGCGUGGGUGUGGCGAAGCCAACAUGAAACCACUUCCUAAAGAUAUAGAAAAUAAACCAAAACACAAAAUCUAAUGAAGAGUUAAAGUAUAAUCGUAGAGAAGCAGGAGUGAUGGCUGUAAAGUUUCAGUAAGUGGUCAUGAAGGUGUGAUACAUUGACUUGACAGUAAUGAGGGCAGAAAACCACCUCAGCCAGCGCUGACAUUAGUGCUGCAACGGAUCAUCAUUGAUCAAUAUCUUCAGUUCUGCAUACAUGAUACACAGAUUGAUUUAUGAAAAAAAAAAUUGUCUCACAUUCAGCACACACACUUGUUAAGAGCAGCGUGGUCAUGGCGAGCGGAGGAAUGGAGGAGCUUGAACGCCCCCUGUCGUUUAGAUCACCUGUAUGGGAGCAUUUUGGCUUCCCUGUCAAAUAUAAGGAUGAAGGAAAGAGGUUAGUGGAUGAAACCAUGACGGUGUGUCGGCACUGUGGCACAAGAAAGCCAAAUGACAGUGGAAACACAUCAAGCAUGGCCACGCAUUUGAAGCAACAUCGCCCCGCUGUUUCACUGACAGGAGUGAAAACAAAGGCUGCUCAACAACCGCUCAUCACCGCGGCUUUUAAGCAGCCCCUUGCUGCACAAUCUGACUGAAGUAAAGCCAUCACAAAGGCUAUCAGUGUGUUUAUAGCUGCAGACAUGAGGCCAUAUUUGGAUGUGCAAAACGAGGGCUUUAAACACAUCCUGAAAGAGCUUUAGCCACGUUACGACAUCCCAUCGCGCACUUACUUCUCAUUAAUUAUGUUAAAAAGAAUUAAUUAUGCCUUGUGCACUUCAAGUUGAUUUUAUAUAUUUUAAUUUAGCAAAUAUUAAUAAAUGAAAGACAAACUUAUGUUUAUUUGUCUUGUCUCAAUUAUUAUUAUUAUUAUUAUUAUUUUUUUUUUUUGCUGAUCCGAAAAAUGAUCCAAACCGUGACUCUGAACCGAGAAACAUUUAGAGCCGUGAGUUUUUUGAUCUGUUGCACCACUAGCUGACAUAUUGAGCUUGUUACAUAUUUUGGACCACUAAAGUGAUCUGGCUUGACGAUCUGAAAAAGUUCAGCUAUUCUUUUGUCAGUGUUUUUAACGCUUUUCACUGUUUCUUCUUUUCUUUUGAUAAAGGAGGUGAAUAGACGACACACUGUGUGGCUGUUUUGCUCUUUUAUUCCUACAAGAAAAUGUCACCACAGGUUGUCAUUUGUUAGAAAAUGUUGCCCACUCUGAUUUCCAGUAGAGAGAAAGUCAGCAAAUAAAAAGAACAGACCCGAGAACAUUGCUGAUUUUUAAAAAAGGAAAAAAAGAUGAAGAAAGUAUGAGGAUGCUUCAAAAUAUGUUAGACUUCUACCUGGUCAUGUUUCCUCUUCUUUAUAGAAUUUUGUACUUCAGAUCAGUUUCCAACCAAGAAAAAAAAACAAAGCUGUUAACCCAAACUGUGAAUAAACUCAUGUUUGGGAAGACACUUUCUGUCACAGAGAGUAAAACUGUUGCUCUUUUUAUGAAUUUCUCUACGUCUGUUGCGUCCCACUUUUCACUCUUGCUGCGCGGCAGACAGAUGGUGUGAGGGUGGUGACUCCUCAGAGAAUGUCGGCCACCAGAUUUCUGGGAUAGAAGUGCAAUUCUGCAGAGCAGCAAUCUGUCACAAAGUUAUGAUGUUUUCAUGUACCAGAUGGGAUGCACUGCUACUUUGUUUUUUAGUGCUGAUUAAGAUUACUAGGAUUCUCUUAAACUGCUGCUCUGAUACUGCUGUUAGAUUCAUUAACUGUGUGCUUCACUGCGUUAAAAAGAUAAUUCUUACUCCUUUCUUAAGCUUUUAAACGAUGCAUUGGUAAUGUUACAAAUUUGCAGUUAUUCCAUGUUGCUAUCAAGUAUCUGAGCAAAGCAAAUGCUAAAAAAAAUUCAAGAAAAGCUGGGGUCCAUGUUGGUGAGAUAAACAUUGUUUUAUAAAAGCCGGAUUGGCAGCAUGGUUUUCAUAACUAACCUGCUGUGUUAAUCAGUACAGGUUUCAGUUAUUUGUCUGGUGAAGAAGUUGGAAUAAGUUUGGAUGUAGUUUCAAACUACAACACAACUUCCUAUAAAGCAGGAUUUAACUGCACACUGUAAGUCGUGAUUAAUGUCUGUAAAUGAUUAGCCUCUUAUCCAAUGUUAAGUACUCAUGUUAAUAUUUAAGAGCUAUUUACAUUGCAGUUAAAAGCCACUCAUUCUGGCUUUUCUCCAGCUUGUGGUGUUAUAUCAAAGCUACAGGGACAUUUCUAUUUGGAUAUUUUUCUGCCUAAUUUUCAGGCUCUUCUACUUUAUAGCGCUCUGAGGCAAAGCAGCGGAAAGCGACUCUGGAGAAAGCAGUGGAAAAGGCCAAACUGGGGCGUGAAGAUACAGUAAGAAUAUUUUUAUUUUAGCCGUUUUUUAUAUAAGGUUCACUUUGUAAAUGAUUUGAAUAAUCUUUAAGACUGAAUCUCACCCCAAGCUUUGUGUGCGUUUGUGCAGGCGGACAGGAGCUCUCUGCUGAAGGAGCUGGAGGCUCUGAGAGAGGAGAAAACUCAGCUGGUAGCAGAGUUGGAGAAAUACAGAGAGUGUGACCCAGAAGUGGUUGAGGAAAUUAGUAAGUGCAGAGGCAACUUCUUUGAAAGCCUUAUUGUAGUGUUUUGGGCUCACAGAGGAGAGAAAUUCAGCCCCUCUAAACAUGAUACAAGUUUUGAUAGAAAGUCUGUUAGACUUUGAGUGUCCACAUGUUAAGACUGUGUUUAGCUAACGGUGCUUGAGCUCAGUGUGGUCACUCCAACCACUGGUAUUUUGUUGAGUUGUAUUUCCAGAGUUCUGUAACAACGGGAAUUUUUGUAUUUGUUUUUAAGAGUGCUCUGUAUUUUCCUCAGCCAGCCUAGUAGUUCGCACCUCUCAAUGAAAAUCCAGUGCGAAGGUUUUUAACAUGGAUUUGGAUUAUUGCAGUAAAUAAGCCCUUUGCUAAAGGUCAUGUAAUUUAUACAUUUUGUUUAGCAGGAUUAUCUUCAUAAAUGAGCUGUGAGGGGAAAUCUCAUAAGCUCAUGCUAAACGCAGACUCUAUUUUCAGCAUCUAUUCUGUAUUCCGUACUGUAAUGUAAGUGCAAAAGUACAAACACCGUUGUCAGUUUUGGGACUUAUUCCUAGCAGUAUAGCUAACAUGUUGUGCAAAAAUAUGACUAACACAAGCAUAAAAGGCGCAAGUAAAAUAUAAAAACAACAGAGAGGGAAAAAAGGGGUAGAAAAAAGUCAAAAUUUGACCAAAUAAUAAAGUUAGCAAUGCUUUUCCUCAUAGAGUACAGUGAGCAACCAAACAAUGUUGUCCAUCCAAUUGAAGGUGACAACCACUUUUAUAAAAAUAAAUACAGCUGUGAAAUUUAUUAGCACUUUAUUGUGAAACGCCACAACACUAAUAAGUCUCAUACACACAUUUUAUUUAAUAUUCCUGAUAUGACAACAGACUAUUUAAUAGAAUAUAUUAAUAUGCGAUUUGUCUGAUACAGGCGUCUGUUUAUAAAUGUGCUGCUGGUGAAUAUUGUCAAAUUUGUACCAGCUAUGUAAAGACAGGAAAGCUGUAUCUGUGAUGUUAGGGGGUGGGGCAGUGGGGAGAUAACGACAGAAAGUAAAGUGGCCAAAUUAAAGUUGUCUGUCUACUCAUGAUAAAAUAUCUUGGAGAAUGAGGCAGAAUGAAGGGAUAACUACUCAAAAUAACACAAUAGUGUAAAGAUAUAAAUAACAUAUAGCAUCAAUAAUAUUAGUGAUGCACAUGUUCCUACUUAGGGUGAAUAUUAAUUUGCACAUCUGUUAAUUUAAAAAAUCUGCACCAUGAAUCUGAGCCAUACAUUAAAGGGAUAGUUCAGUAGUUUUAAAGUGAGUUUGUUUGUCAUACUUGUAAAACAGUAAGCCAAUAAGCCACAGGGGAUCAUGAGCAAAGUGGUGCUCCAAAGUUAAACUAGUUUCAACUGAGACUGCAGCGACAAAAAUCAGCUAACACUUCCUGUGUUUUUGCGCCGAGGAUGCUGAAUGUCUGAAAAACACACGUCUGCGUUUAGAUUGAACAGAAAAAAAGGUGAUAUGAAGAGAGAAGAAAACAGUCUGAGUUGACUCAGCCCCUUACUCUGCUGGUGGUUUUAAGUGAAAGUGUUUUGAAAUUGGCGAAAUCAUGUGGUGCAGCUGACCCCGUCUGGAGCAGUCAAUAGCCCAGACUUCAUCUUGGCUCUCCUGGGUUCUCAACAAAGAGGCUAAACUGGCUGGGACCCCCUUUAGGGUCAAUACUUUGGGGUCCUGUGGCUGGAGAUUUUUUCAGUGUUUUUUCCUCCAAAAUUAUUUGACUCACCAAAGAACAAGCAGCAGCAGUUCAGCAUCUGGUGGCUCAUUAGAUAGAAAAAAGGGGAGCAUCAGGCCCAUAGGAGCCACAAAAGGAACCAUUUGGGGAGCUUUCCAAACUGCCUUGAAGAAGUGAUCAUUUACUCGAUAAUUCCUAUUCCACAAAUCCUGGGAUAUAUACAUAUAUAUGUUGUAGGAUAUUUUAGGGGGAUAAUAUACCAAGAUCUUAGUUUAGUUGGCAAACAUUGACAGUUUUAGUCUCAGCUGCCCAGUUCAUAAAUCAUUCAGCAAAGAGACAAGGACAUUAAUGAAAAAUAUCCCAGGAAAAUAAAACCUCAAAUAACCAAUGAUGCAAGAACUUGGCCAGCUCUCAAAAUCACCUACUCAUGUUACUGAAAACAAAACAAAGGCAUUGACGAUGCCUCCCUUACAUAUUUCACACAGCAGCUAUCUUCGGUGUCCAGAUGGCUUUAUUGGAGCUAUGAGCAUAAUCAAAUGAGUCGAAGAGGUGCAGGGAAGAAUAACUGUAAAUUAAAUUGUGAGCAGAAACUCAUGACUGCGCUCUAUUCAAUUUUAUUCAACCUUUACUUAACCCGUUUUGUUCCUCUGAGCUAAAAAGAUAUCCUCAUGUUUGUAAGAGAGGGAUGUCUGGAUGGCUUUUUUUAAACUCUUUAGUUGAUUAUUUUUAAGAUAUUCAAACUAGCAAUGUGGUCUCUUGUCUUUGCUUUACACAGAAAUAGUUUUGGCUCUUUCUUGGUUUCUUCUACAACUUGUUCUUUGUCUCCAUCCGGGGAAGACACAGUUUUUGUGUAGUUUGAAUUUGCAGUCAGAACUGAAAACACGCUUGCAUCAGUAAAAGUAACGCUUCAACUCUCAGGCAUAAGAUCCUCAACGUUUGGAUACUUGAACAAGCUCUCACUUCUCAUCACUACCUUUUCUCAGAUUACACUUCUCAGAACAAACUUUUAAUUUCUCUUUUCCGCCGCAGAGUCAGCUUCUCAGAGUUUAAAUCAAACAUGAUAAGGGAAGUGAAACCUGAUUACCAGCAGUCACUCUCUAUGCACUUGAGAUGCACUUUUAUGGCUAUUUUAAAUGUCAGCCUGAAACGCCCUCUGCAUUUUGAAAGGAGGUGUCAAGUCUGAACAGUUGAACUUCCUGUUUAAACAGAGGCCUCUCUCUUCCUCCCCUCUUUUGUCUUACAACUGUAUAUUUUCAGUUUCAUCUUUCAUUACUGCUCAGUUCCUUGUAACCUCUGACCUCAGUUCAAACCAUUUUGGAGUUUUCAGCGUCUGAAACACGAAUUCAAGGCCACUGGCCAUAACUUGUGAGUGGCUGCCACAAUGAGCACAGCUAAUGGUGGUAUGAGAAAACUCCUGCUCUGGCCCGUGUUCCUGUCACAGCUGACCUGUGGUGAAGGGGUGUGUUUCUGCAUGUGCACAUGUGACAUGUGCAGUGUCAUAAAAAUGUCUGUGGUGUUCACCUGCACCUCCCUAUGUUGCACCAAGCAUGCAUAAAUUAAUCCACUCUGUUAUGUUUUUUUCCAAGACAACAGGACAGCAUUGUCUCUUCUGCUGAUAAUUACAGGGACAUGCAGACAAAAAAAAUCUGACUCAUCUUUUCAGAAUCUGAUUGAGACUUUUAUGAUCCUUAAAGUAGUUGGAAUUGAGUGAACCUCUGAGUUCAGGUUGAUCAAUUAAGUAAAGAUUACUUUGGACGAUGCAUCGAAAUUAUAAUAAAAUCAAGAAAAAUGCAGAUAAGAGGUGCACAGCUGAAAAAGUCAGAGUUUAGGAGCAAUUAUAACAUUUUAUAAAUAGAAGGAUUAUUAUAUGUUUGCAAAAAUGAUCACAGGAGCAGUGGGCAGUUUAAAAAUUGGAACCUUUCAGGUUUAGACUUGGGGAUCAAGUCCAAAUUGAGAGCUGAGGCUUUAGUCUACCACCAGGGAGAUUGAUUCAGGUGAAUGCUGCAUCACAAUCACAAAAUUGUACAACUUAUUUUUUAAGAAAAGUGCAUAUUUUGUAUAAUAUUCAGCAGUGUAUAUCUAUGUUAACUAUUUAUUCUUAACGGUUUCUGUUAGUUUUCUUAUUUGAUUAUUUACAGAUGAAAUCUAGACGACCAGAGUUAGGCUAACCUACAACACCAAUUCCAUUUAAAUAUCGGGUUGUGCAAAAAUGUUUAACAGAAUUUAAUAGUCUGCACCCUUUAUUUAAUUGAAAAUAAGCUGGAAAGCCUUUCUGUCUGUCUACAAAAAAUGUAUGUUUAUUUCAAAGUAGAAGCCGGCAGCAUGUUUCAAAUAAGUUUGGGGGUGGGGGAUGGGGGUCUUCACUUUUGUAUUACAUCACUUCUUCUUAAGCCCCCACAGACUUUUUGGAACUGAGGAGACCGGUUUCUGGAGUUGUUGAAUUGACAUGUGGUCCCGUUCUUGCCUGAGGAUUUCAGCUGCUCGACAGUUUAGGGUGUCCUUGGUCAUAUUUUUAAUGCCAUGAUACACUUAAUGUCUUCAGCAGGUGACGAGUCUGCACCCAGACUCUGAUACUACAGAACCAUGAUGUCAUUUUGUAAUACAGGCGGAAUGAGGUUUAUAUACGUAAUAAGACAUGUAAGGUCUUAAAAGGCACUGGCUGGGUAGAGGCAAUCUUGACAUAUUGUUUAGUUUUAACGCUGCCUUCCCAGAUGUGUUUACUACUCAUGUCAGGGUUAAUUCUGCAUUUUUGUGUCAUUCCUGAUGUUAGUUUAUAAACCUCUUCCCAUCUUUACUUCUGAUAGACUCAGCCCCUCAGGAAGACUUCUUUUAUACCUAAUCAUGUUACUCACGUUUUCUUCUGGUGUUUUCGAGGCAUUAAAACUUCUAGUGUUUUAUUGCCCUGUUUUGGCUGUUUCCAAACAUGUUUCUGGCUUCAAAUUCAUAUAAAAAGCAAGUGCUGUUUACCAUAUCACAAUCAUAUCUGAUAAUAUUUUUCAGUCAAAACAUUUGAUAUGUUGUCCUUGCAAUAUUUUCAACCAAAUCUGAGAUCUAAAUGAUUUGCAGACCAUCAAACUAUGUUUUAUCAACAUUUUUCAAAGCAUCCUAAAUAGCUGAAAUGGAGUUGUAGUUGCAAGCAAGUUGUAACUUGCUGCCGAAACAAGCUAACAUCUAAAAUAUGGGUGUAUUUUUUGCUGGAUAAUUUGGGGGUCCAAAACAAGUUACUGGGCCUUAUAUUGUCAAACCCUCUGUAAAAGCUCUGUCCGUGGUGCCUGUAAUACAUGAGUCAAUAGCCAAGCUUAAUCACUGCAACAUCUGUUUGAAUCACAUGCCAAACUUCUGACCUUUUUUUUUGUUUUUGAAACUAUCAAAAGAGUCACACUUUUUUUUACAUAAUACUCUAGAAGAUAAUGACAUCUAAAAAUGCUUAACUUUGGGUUAUAAAAUGUCACACUUUAAUGUGAAGCCUUACUGGUCAUAGGACUUUGUACUGAACAAAUAUAUUAGAUGUUUAUCACAAGUUAAAUGAGCAACCCCAGACAUUCCUAAUCUUUCAACUGGCAUCUACAUAUGUCUGUAGAGCUGCUGUCUGGCUUGAUGUAAAGUUUUCUGUUUCCGCUCUCUGUGGAUAUAAAUGUUUUUACUGGAAAUUGAGGCUAUGGCAAAGUUUCUGACUCUUACCGUGAAUUAUCUUACUUUGACUUUAAUGUGUAUGAAACAGGGAAAGUUAUAUAAUGUGAUAAAGAUCGGAAUUACAUAUUAUGCAACCCGUAUUCAGUGGAUAAACCCAAGAUUUAUUGAGACGAAGAGGAAAAGGUCUCUUACAUUCAAACUCUUGUGCUUUGUUUUCAAAAAUUUCUGUCUCCACUUGCCUUCAGGCCUUUUGUUCGUCCCUUAUUUUUACACUACACACACACACACACACACACAUGCGCGUGCAUGCACACAGCUCUGUUCGAGAUAAGUAUCUCUCUUCAGUGAAACUUGAAUAGUGCUCUGAGAGCUUCAUGCAGCUUUGCGCUGACUCGAUGAUAAUAUGUUAUGUCUACUGCUGAGGGGGUUAGAUUGAACCUGUAGAAUGGGCUCAGGCCUGUUAGUGCACAUGGGGCCCUUACAGGUGUGCUUCACAGAGCACCCUUAGAGCCGGUAUCUGUGAAGACCAAUGGUGAAAUGUGAUUUUGUAGAGCAAUAUGCUCCAAAUAUAUUUAUUAAUUAGUAAAUUUUAAAAUUUCCAACCAGGGUUAAGACCAAAAUAUUGAAACAGAGCGACAGGGGUUCAAGUGAUUAAAACCCACCAACUCAUUCUCAACCUAGUUUGAUGUUUACAGUUAAUGCUGUAAUGGGUGAUAUCAUCUUGUAUGUUUUAUGCUCCAAAAAAUGUGACUUUGGGGUACAUUAUAAAAAAGACUUAAAAUGACUGGGUUAUUUAACAUGAAUUAACACAACCAAGACUCACUAUUGGGAUGAUGUUACCCCAUACCAUAAACUUGAACAUGAACAUGAACAGAGAUGAAGUCCCAGUGAUGUCAGAUCACUAAAGAGGGCAACUGCAACACUGGAAAUGGACUUCAUCUAGAUACUACCCUUCAUAUCAUUUGUAACUCUUAUAAAACUUAUUGUAACUCUUGUAAAACUGUUGAAGGCAGGUUCAGUCUAUAGUCAAGCUGCCAGGCAAACAGCUACCACAUACCUGCAUGUCAGUCAGCUCAGCACCCUCUAACCCUAACCCCCCUUAUUUUUAAUUAUACACAAGCCUUAACCUCAGUAUAAUCAAAACAGAAAACUUGAACAGAUAUUCAUCUCCCAUAUAUGAGCAGAGAUAUAGAACUCAAGUUAAGAGGCUGAACAGGUUUUGUGACACGCAUUAAACGUGUUAAAUUCUAACAGAGUUUUCUUGACUUUCAGGACCCCAACAUUGGUUGGCUCUUGAUAACAAUGGGAUGUUUUGUCAGUGUUGGGGUAUAAAUUUUACUCAAUCAACCAAUCAAUCAAUCAAUUUUAACUUAUAUAGCACCACUUAAAAACAAAUGUUAUAUGAAGAUGCUUAAAAGAGCUGGUCUGGACCAUACUCAUCAUGAUAUUUACAGGAAGACCUAGAAAGAAAAAUCCAAAUGGUGUCAGCUGCAGCAAGCUUCCAACAAAUAAUGAACAGAGUAUUAAGUCAACCUCAAAUCGGCUUUCUAUCUGUGUUUGAUUUAUUUUAUUUACCAAUUAUUAUGUGGCGUAUUUCUUUGGGAUGUUUAUGCCAUUGUACAUGUUUGUACAAUGGUUGCUACACCCAUGGGAACCUGUACACUGUUUUGGCAAUGGGUGGAGGUAAAAACCACCAAAGCUUUGGUGAUUCCAAAAUUUCAACAGCAGUAAACCCUUAAAUAAGUCCAUAAUUGUUCCAGUCGUACCUGCCAAACAGUCUUUGGUGCUGCCCAGCAAGAGGACAGACAGCAUUUUGAUGACAUUACCACUCCCACCAAACAUGGGAUGGGUAAUGAAAUCACAGCUGCAAUCGUGUGCAAGACAGGAAUGAGACUGAGUAAGGAGGCAAAGUUAAAAAAGAAGUUUAUGGAUUCAAAAAGGUUAUUUAAAAUGAUAUGUGAGGAAGCCAUACUUUUUAAAGUCAAAAUAUUCCUUAUCCUUUUUUUGGUACACAUUUUUCAUGUUUGGCUCCUGGUUAAGCUUUAAGUUUUUUUUUGUCACAUAUGUUACUUUUACAUGAUAAAUAAUUUUACGCAAUCAUUGCUGUGCCCUUGUAACUGUUAGAAAAGGAGAACAAUUAUAAUACUAGUCAUAGCUAACUCACACUCAUUUUCAGUCAUCGCAUGCAAACAAAAAGUCAAAGCUCACUUUGAUUCGACAGCUGCUGAGAGUAAUUGGUUAGGGUCGAGGCAUUUGCUCAUGUGUUCUUUACGUCAAUGUCUACUUGGCAUCAAAAUUCUCAAGCAUAAUGUCAGAUCGUAACAUGUCCAGGUCUAUGAGUCAGAAGUUACUGAGUUCAUUCCCUCCCACCUACAGCAGCUCUUUAUUCUGAAAUCCAUGUGUUUACACUGUUUCAUCAUCAGUUCAUGCUGAACUGACCUUGAGGCUCAAGCAGCGUUUGGUACCAAUUGGGACAAGAUAUUUUGUCUUCAGACGGGAUCUUUGUUCUGAUUUCUGCCAAAAGCUGUUUUAAAUUGAGCCCAGCUUUAAAUAGCUUUUAUUGGUUGGAUUUGAGGAUGCAGCAGCCCACUCUGUUAAGCACAGCAGUCUUUUGAUGGAACAAAAGGUUUUAGCUAUAAAUCAGUCUUCUCAGGUGCCUGGCAGCUGAAUGAUGUUACCUGCUGUUGUUGUGGGGUUUAAUUGUAGAGUAUGUGAGGCCAAAUGUGUCUUUUAAAACAUAAUAAGAGGACUUUUAAAGCUUUUCACUGAACAGACUUCAACAGGAGAGGAGGUGCUCGCUAAAGUGUCCACUCUAAUUUUAUACUGGCCACUUACAGAGUAACUUAAGUUAUUCAACCAUCAAAUAGCUGCAAUUUUUUCCACUAAGUGUCUUGUUUGCACCAGACCUUCACUUACAUUCACUUCCCAGUGUGCCUCUUUUACAGAGCUCAUUAAAAAGAUCUGAUGCACCAAAUUUAAAUUUUACAUUAAGCAUUUUUUUUAGUUGGCCUGUUUCAUAAACAAAUUAAAAACAGUGUCUGACAUGUAAAAACAGGUCACAAAAACAUGAACAUACUGUAUGAUUGUAUUUAACAAGCAUUUGUUAUCUUCAUGGUAUGAAGAAGCCCAAAAAAUCAGAAGCCGAUAAAAUCAGUCCAUUUGAAGGUGGGCUACUUGGCUCCACUGAGGAUGUGUCUUUCCCUCUAGGUCGGUUUUCUCUCUCCACUGCCUCACCUAAAGUUCCCCCAAUUAUAAUAACUGAUCAGCUAGAUGUCACACAACUGUUAGAUACUUGACUGUAAGCAUAAUUGAUUUACUGUUAACUCCUGUAUGUAAUGUUGAACGUUUGCUUUGAUAAAAAAUAUAGUUUGGAGUUUUAAAUAUUUCAAACUACAUUUUUCCUGGCAAUUCAUAUUGAUACCAAAUAUCAGUUAUUAAUUACAUAAAGUUCUAAUAUUUGGUAUGAGUGUCUACCCUGAAAAAUUAACUAAAAUCUAUUGACCCCUAUUCUGUAGCCAGUUAAAAACUCCUUGUCUUUCAAAAGCAGUCAGCUGAUGCUCAGGAUUAAGCAAUGUUGCUUAACAAACCUUUGCCUGAUGAAAUAAGAGAAACCGUAACAUUGUGUUGAUUUCAUGCUGUAAAGGUUCCCUUUAAGUGGUACAAUAAUGUGAGUGAUAGACAAUACAUACAUGAUGAUGAAUGUACAUAAUCAUCCUGACUUUGUCUUGCAGGGAAGUCGAAUGUUGUAGCAAAAGAGGCCGUUUCCAGGUGGACAGGUGAGUCUCAUGUUUAUUUUCAUAUCUUCAUGUAUAACUGUUGUGAAAUCAAGUGACAAACAUAGAUGUAUUUAUCAGGAUGUUCAUCAACAACAACAAAAAGCUCAGCCGUAACGAUUCUCAUGAUCGUAAAGCCGUUUUUCAAGAAAAGUGAUUGACGUUUGACGGUUCCUGCUUUUUUUCUUAUGGGAGAAUUUCCUGGUUUUGGUUGGCAGUAAAGUUGACGUUUAGAGAAAAUGCUUCAACAACACUUAAGCAGAAGAGAAAUUGUUAGACUUUUUAUGUUUCAUACCAAACAAGUAAUUAGAUCGAGUUUAUCAGAUUAAAUAGGCCAUAUUAAAAAUAUUUAUUGGCAGGACUUCUGCUUUCAAUGACAGAUGAUAUAAAGUGCUCCCUAGAUGAACUGCUCCCUAGAUGAGUUUAUUGAUUGUAAAAAGACAAUACAUGGCAGUGUUUCUGCGAUCCUAUUUAAUUUAAUUAGCAGUCCAGUAUGCGAAUACUGUCAUUUCACAGUUUAAUACAACAGAAACCAAUUAUCUCCACAUGUUUGAGAGGCUAGAAGAAAUGAACACUCAGUUUUAUCUUCUGUAAAAAAAGAUGCUUAUUAACAGGUUUUCAGAAUAGUUUAAGGUGUUUUUCAUUGUUGAGUGUAUUGAUGAAAUUUUGCAUCAAUCAAGAUUUGACUCUGUAGUAAUUGCAGAAAAUUGCCUCUUAACUUAAGAACCACUGUGGAAGGGCUUUUUCUGUUGAUUUCUCUUUUAAAGUGCAAACUGCAGGGGCACUUUGUGUUCAGCAUGUCACCUCCCAGGAGUCAACACUUGAAGCUCCCUGUGUGCAUUCAUUGACCUAAGCGGUAACCUUGGAGACAGCUGACCUUUUGCGAUCAUGGUAACCAGCCAGGCCUGUGGUCUUUUGACUCUUUAGGGUCAACAUUGCCUGUUGCUGGUCAACAAAGUCGCCCUGUCAGCUUUAGUUGCCACGUUCCUGCUUCACUUCCAUAUAAUUAUGUUCAUUUUGAGAGACUGUGAGUCAUAUCUGCCUCUUCUGUGAGUUUUACUUCCAUCACGCAGGAUGGACUCUAUGGAACAAGUAAAGCACAUACAGUAGAGUCUGUAGCAAAAGCAGAGAAGCACUGUUUUAUUUUAAAGCCAUCCAAGAACAGCUGUUGGCUCAGAAUUAGAGUGCAAUGUUUCUUUUUUCUACUGCGAUCAAACUUGGAAACGAUGUCUACACAAGCUGUAUGAAUUCUGUAGCUUCAGUGUGUUCUUCUCCCUUUCACACAUAUAUACAUCUGUAUAAUGCAAAAUUAACAGUAAAAGUAAAAGGCAGUUGAAGUUGUUUGUGAUUGUCUGUGUCAUGACUGUCUCUUUGCAUGUGGAUUGUUGAUUGCUGCCUAUUUUAAUCAUUAAUUUCCUAAUUCUUUUGUGGAGGCAGCAAAAUGUGCAGUGUGCAUGAGCCCAAAACAGGUUUCCUCACAAGAAGAUCUACAAUAUCUGCUGUAAUAACAUAACUGUCAACUGUGUGAAUUAAGCUACAAGUUAAAUAGAAAUUGACAAGAGGGAAUUGUACAAGCAACCCUUACAAAGGGUAUCAAUAUUAUCAGAGAAUUUUCAGAGAUUACAGUAAAGCUCAUAACAACGCUAAAUCAGCCAGAAAUGUGAAAUAAAACAUCACUACACGAGUUUUACAAAAAUUCAACUCAAAAAUAAGUAAAUGACGAAAACGCUAACAUGGCUAAGUCUCAAUCAGAAAGAGCUCCAUCUGAUGCACUAAGCAUGAUUUUUGCAUACAGAAUUUCUCCACUCAAGCAGUCUCAUUACUAAAUUGGAGCUUUGUAAUAUUGUGCUGCACCCAAAGUUGAGACCAAUUCACUUACCCUGAUUGCAAAGUUAUUUUUAGAUGUGUGAGAUUUUCACUCGCAGGAAAUGUUUUGUUUUCAAAGACUAUGGGAUUCUGCAGCCAAAAUCACUGUUGACUUUUGCCAAAACAGCAUUGAGAAAGUGGCUCAGAGCAAUAAGACAGAUGGUUUGUUCUUGGACUCAUCCAUCGCUCUUGCGUCCAACUUUAUUUUUCAAAUCCGAGACUGUAUUUGCCACAGACAGCACCACAUAGCAGUGGAGUAUGUUUUGAUACAUUAAAGAUUUCUAUUUGCAGAUAAUGUUUUCGCCAUCAAGUCAUGGACAAAGAAGAAGUUUACCUUUGAUGACAGCAGCAUUAACAAAGCCUUUGGGAUCCCUGAGGACUUUGACUACUUGGACUGACUACCAGUGUUUCCACCAAAAGUUUUGGAAAUUUAAUUUUUAAGCUUCAGUUUGAAGCCAGUUUCCAGAUCGCUGCUGUUCCAGUUUCAGUUCUGUAUGUUAAAAUGAAAAAAAAAAAGAUUUGGUGGUUUUGGAUGAGGCUGGAUAUCAGUAUUAAUGCUGUGGCAGAUAGACUUUAUCUGCAGAUCUGGUGCAACCAGAGAAGAGAACCAUUAGAGGCCCAGUGGGGUGAAGGGGUUCUGCGACGAACACAACCUACCAGCCUGACUCUUUGGACACCUGUUUGCAUGAAAACUGAGAACCCCAAGUUGAUGAUAGAAGGGAACCACCACUUAACACAUCUGUGUAGCCAAAGACGUAGUUCAUACUGUUUAAACAGAUGGUUUGGAGUGAAAUGCUUGGACUUUAUUUUCCCUACAUUUCCUGUUUUUUAUCUUUUGUUCAUUUAUUGGGCAACCAGUCCUCCAGUGCCCUAGGAUUUAUAAUAAAAAAAUACAAGAGAGGCCAUGUUUACAACUGUUGUGUUUCCAAGUGCUUUAAAUGUUAGUUAAUUUACCUCAUUUUCCUGUGUUGCAAAUAAAAUGUUUUAAGUUUCGUGA
Molecule: messenger RNA, 19571 nt
Organism: Xyrichtys novacula (pearly razorfish)
Lineage: Eukaryota; Metazoa; Chordata; Actinopteri; Labriformes; Labridae
Source: the annotation of a GenBank genome assembly